Cuscuta epithymum is the source of this 1141-nucleotide messenger RNA. The record is from the annotation of a GenBank genome assembly. Lineage: Eukaryota; Viridiplantae; Streptophyta; Magnoliopsida; Solanales; Convolvulaceae.
GGAUAGUUUUAGUUUUGUAGCAGCGGUUUAGCACGCACCAGUAGGAAACUGUUGCCAUUGAAAAUUUGAAGCUAAUAUCCUCCACUCUAAUGUCUAUCCAUGGCAUCUUCUCUUCUCCUUCAACAUUUCGCUUCACCACUCAAGAAUUGCCUUCUUCGUCGCCUUCUUUUUCACAUCUAUCCAAGUUUCUCACAUCCACUUCUCUCCUAUCACCUCACUCUCUUUCGCUACCCAUUACUGGUGUUACUCUCAAAAGGCCCGAGAUCGGGAUUCAUCUCUCCCGAGUCGCCACGCAAUUCUCUGAGGAAAUUGUUCGAACAAAAGAUGAGCAGCCUGGGGAGGAAGCUUCCGGAAACAGAGUUUUAGCCCAAAAUGUUCCCUGGUCCUCCACCGCAGAUGAUCUUCGUACUCUUUUUGGGAAGUAUGGCACUGUGGUUGAAAUUGAGCUUGCUAUGCAUAGCAGGAUUAAGAACAGAGGUUUAGCAUUUGUAACCAUGGGUUCGCAUGAGGAGGCUUUGGCAGCUCUGACCAAUCUUCAUUUGACGGAAUUCGAUGGAAGAAUUUUGAAGCUUAAAUGGGUGAAACCAAAGAUAAAGAAACCAACUUCUUAUCCAAUAGCUCCUAAGCCUGUGCGUAUUCACACCUUGUUUGUGAGAAACUUGCCAUUUCAAGCAAAAUCGAAAGACCUGAGGGAAUUCUUCAAAUUCGAAAAAGGAAAUGCUGUUUCUGCAAAGAUCGUAUGUUAUGAAAACCCAUGGCGUUCUGCCGGAUAUGGAUUUGUUGCCUUCAACACCAAGGAGGAGGCUGAAGCUGCACUGUCUGCAUUUCAGGGGAAGGAAUUUAUGGGUAGACCAAUUAAAGUAGAAAUGAGCACAAGAAUUCAAAGAGAGAACACAAAAGUGGAUAUUCAAUCUCAAAGUACAUCACCUUCUCUUGAUGCUUGAAAAGUUGAAAGGGUGAGUGUCGAAAUUCAUUCUGUAUACCAUUCUACUUGGUAGCUUGAAUUGCUACUUGAGUCAAGGUCUUAUGAUAAAUGUAAAUAUUAUAGUUAAAAGGUAAAAUUGCCUUUUCUCACAAUCCGGUCCAUAGCUGUCAUGCUUUUUUUACCAUGCUGUCAUGUUUAUUUUUACCAUGCUUUCAA